CCUAAAAUAUAGUUCCAAUACUAGAGCUUUUUGACUCACAGAAUAUUGCCUGUAUUGAACACCAAUACAAAAACAUUCACCUAAUUAAGUGGCACAAUACUGAGGACACUACAAAGUUUUGGGUUGAAGUACGAUCAUACAAGGAUUCGGGUGGAAACAAUAAAUUUGGGGACUUGGCCACUUUUGCAAUGGCAUUGCUUUCAUUGCCAUGGUCGAAUGCAGAAGUGGAGAGAAUUUUCAGCCAAGUCAAUCUCGUAAAAACCAAAUGCUUAACUCAAUUUUAUGCGUCAGAUACGGUUUGCGUCUGUCAAACAAAUGCUGCCACAAUUAUGAAGUGCCGAAAAAGUAUCUAGAUAUGAUUGACACUAUGGGAUCGUACGACAAGGAAAUUGAUUGUGAUGAUUUAGAUCAAAUACUAAACAUUUUGUAAAAAUAAAACAUUCGCAUUCCAUAGCAGAAUCACGCAAAAUAUAACGGUGAAAAAUCAGAGUUGCAUUUUGCAAAAGUUUUACGCUUUGUAACGCCAAAAAAAAAUUAUUUAAUUAAUUAAAAAUGUUUUCGUGCAGUGAAUGCAAUUUCAAAAGUCCACGUCGCUCAAACGUGCAGCGGCACCAUCAGAGACAACAUGGCGAAAAGAAAAGUGAAGAAACCAUCUACCAGUGUAACUGCUGCAGCUACACCACAAAUAUGCCGUACAACUUUAGGAGGCACAUAAUUCAGGAGAACCAUGGGUCGGCAUUGAAGCAGAAGAAAAUAGUACGUCAGGAAUUAGGACAUCAGGCAGUGGAGGAUCAGACAAUAGGGACAGUGGAGGAGACAGUGGAGGAUCAGACAAUAGGGACAGAGUUAACUCCCAGUGACCCAGUGACGCCAGCAAAACAAAAUUCCAAUUAUGGAAUUGAGGAUAAGGAGGCCCUGACCCCAAAAAAAAUUUACUCACAAUGUCAUUCGGAAAUUAAAUGGAAAUCCUUUAAUUUUCAACUUAAAGCAUUCAACACCAGGCUGGCCAAACUGACGAAUGGCCAAUUAAACGAUGAUGAUGAUGUCUUAUUGUUUACUUGUAGAGGACCGGGGAGGAUUCCACAGGGUUAAAAACUGGGAUAAGGUGGCAGAAAUUUCGGGCUCAACGCCACAAACUGUAAAAGAUCUUUAUCAAAGUAGACUGCUCCAAUUAGAAAUGACGGAAAGAAGUCGAAAAAGCGAACUAAAGGCUCUAGAUAUUCCAUUCUGGUGGGAUGACGGAGACCCAGUAUCAUAUAAUAACAGACAUACAUUUCUAAACCCUAAUGUGGUGUCUAAAAGAACUAUAGUAUAUGUCCUGCCAAAAAUAUUCAACGACUAUUAUCUACCAAGCCAAGUCACGAAAGCGCCUUUCGAAGUAAAAGACACCUGGAUGUACGUCACCAAAAUGAGUGGUAGGCUUAUUAUAAUAAACAUGGAAAAUAUGUAUAUUAAAGGUGCAGACAGACUCACUUUGUUUGCAAUAUAAUUGUCAAUGAUAUUUUAAGAAUCACCAUUUGUAUAUUGAAUUUUCUACUGUCAAAAAAUAAGAAAUAAAGACUUAUAACUUUUCAGUCA
Drosophila willistoni is the source of this 1578-nucleotide messenger RNA. RefSeq lists its product as uncharacterized. The record is from RefSeq and is a predicted model, not a curated record. The transcript is spliced from 3 exons. Bases 553 to 1092 code for a protein of 179 amino acids. Lineage: Eukaryota; Metazoa; Arthropoda; Insecta; Diptera; Drosophilidae.